AUGUCCUCAAUACCACCUGUAGAAGACUCGAAAGACGUGGAGAUGGAGGAAACCGUGGAAGGUGCGGACUCCGAAGAGGUGGUGAAACCCAAAGCUUCCGGUAGUGCACCCCGUUUUGAAAUCAAGAAAUGGAACGCUGUUGCCAUGUGGUCGUGGGAUAUUUGUGCGGAUACGUGCGCCAUUUGUCGCAAUUCAUUGAACGAACCCUCGAUUGAGUACCAGGCCAAUCCUUCACCGACCAACGACAACGGUCUCUCCAUUGCCUUUGGAAACUGUGGACACGUCUUUCAUUUGGACUGUAUCCAGCGAUGGCUCAAAACACGCUCCGUCUGUCCACUCUGUAACAAGGAAUGGGACUUUGCCAAAAUUGAACGCAUUCCCGGAUACGGACAACUCGGCCUUUAG
This is a messenger RNA of Phaeodactylum tricornutum CCAP 1055/1, 405 nucleotides long. RefSeq lists its product with no specific name. Gene Ontology annotation, biological process: ubiquitin-dependent protein catabolic process; protein ubiquitination. Lineage: Eukaryota; Bacillariophyta; Bacillariophyceae; Surirellales; Neidiaceae. The record is from RefSeq and is a predicted model, not a curated record. The transcript is spliced from 3 exons. Gene Ontology annotation, cellular component: cullin-RING ubiquitin ligase complex; nucleus. Bases 1 to 405 code for a protein of 134 amino acids. Gene Ontology annotation, molecular function: cullin family protein binding; ubiquitin protein ligase activity; zinc ion binding.